This is a messenger RNA of Aspergillus puulaauensis, 987 nucleotides long. RefSeq lists its product as uncharacterized. Lineage: Eukaryota; Fungi; Ascomycota; Eurotiomycetes; Eurotiales; Aspergillaceae. The transcript is spliced from 2 exons. The record is from RefSeq and is a predicted model, not a curated record. Bases 1 to 987 code for a protein of 328 amino acids.
AUGCGCCUGCUCCGUCGACCGGAGCUCCCAUUCCGCGCAGAUGACCCUUCGUAUAUGGAUGACUGGAUCGUCGGUGAGAGAAUUCAGGCCACACGCGAACUCGAAAGGUGGUACGCCAACGGCGGCGAACUCUACCCCCGCAGGAUCCUCGAGGCCGUAGUGGACGAGCAAGGUCGGAAACUUGCAGACGGAGACGAGUUCAAUAUUGAGGCCAUCGAUGGAAAGACCUACCAAUACUAUGUGCGCACGUCGGCUAUCAAAUGUGACGCAAACGGGACCGAGACGGUUUACUUUCGUCCCUUCAUCGACUACGUGUCGUUGAAUCAGCUGCUAUGGGAUGCCGACCAUGCCAUGAGCCCGGCGGCAUGGAGGCCCUUCCACGCGCAUUGCAGCGUCAGGCUUGCGAACUACAUCGAACAAGAGGACGAACCGGGUGAGGAGGGGUCGCAUUCGUCUCAGCCAUCUGAGCCAUCUGAUUCGGUUGAACCGACAUUGCAUACUGGUGAGCGCAUUUUGCAGGAUUUAGAUGUAGAUUUGUCUGGCGCGAGCGACUGGCCAAUAUGGAACAGGAUCGAUGCCGUUCUAUCCAGUUUGCACGUCGCUUGGAAAAUCAAGACGAUCUUUGCCAUUGGGUGCGGAAGUCUGGAGGGAUCUGAGGGAGAUAUUGUGCGGUACAAUCGAUGCGUCGUUCAACAUGUGCUUCCAUACUAUCUUGCUGUAUGCCUGGAGCAGAAGGAGCUAGGAUCCCCGAACGUCGAAAUCUCCUUUCAGGACUCGACGUACACGAAGUAUGAUAAAUGGGCUCUUGGCCAACUCUCCGCAGAUGUCCCCUUCGAUCCAGCAGCCUAUCUGGAUAUGGAUUCACAAUCUCUCGUCUUCUCUUCUGGCGCGACUUGCUGCGUCAAGUCUAUUAUUGUAGAGAACGCCUUACCGGCCAUCUUGAUCCUGGAUCGUAUCCGCAACGAUGACUCUGCCUCUCAACUGUAG